CCUCCCAGCUGAGAGACUGAAAGUGCUGGCGUGCCUGAACAGGCUGCAGCAGCAGCACAUGGACGUGAUGAAGGUUUUUAAUGAUCCGAUUCAUGGGCACAUUGAAAUACAUCCGCUGCUGGUCCGGAUCAUCGACACACCGCAGUUUCAGCGCCUCCGAUACAUUAAGCAGCUGGGUGGCACUUACUUUGUUUUUCCAGGAGCCUCCCACAACCGCUUCGAACACUCCAUAGGGGUGGGCUACCUUGCAGGAUGUCUGGUUCGUGCACUGAUGGAGAGACAACCAGAACUGGACAUAACCCAGCGAGAUAUCCUCUGUGUAGAAAUUGCUGGGCUUUGUCAUGAUUUAGGUCAUGGGCCAUUUUCGCACAUGUUUGAUGGAAGAUUUAUUCCACAGAUUCGUCCAGACUCGAAGUGGAAGCAUGAAACUGCUUCUGUUAAAAUGUUUGAGCACUUGAUCGCUUCCAAUAACCUAGAAGAAGUCAUGAAGUCGUAUGGUCUUGUCCUGGAAGAAGAUAUGAUCUUCAUCAAGGAGCAAAUAGCAGGGCCCAUAGAUGAAGCCGCUUGUGGGAGAUCGUGGCCCUACCGUGGUCGACAAAAGGAGAAAAGUUUCCUGUAUGAGAUAGUAGCUAACAAAAAAAACGGCAUUGACGUUGACAAAUGGGAUUAUUUUGCAAGGGAUUGCCAUCACCUGGGAAUCCAGAAUAAUUUUGAUUAUAAGCGAUUACUUAAAUUCAUUCGGGUCUGUGAAGUGAAUAACCAGAAGCAUAUCUGCACCCGUGACAAGGAAGUUGGAAAUUUGUAUGAUAUGUUCCACACGCGGAUUUGCCUGCACCGGCGAGCGUACCAGCAUAAGGUUGGCAACAUCAUUGAAAUAAUGAUUACAGAAGCCUUUGAAAAAGCAGACAAAUAUUUUGAGAUACAAGGCUCUGGAGGAAAAUCGUACCAGAUAUCGACAGCAAUGGAUGACAUGGAAGCCUACACUAAGCUAACUGAUAACAUCUACCUGGAAAUUCUGCACUCAAGUCGUCCAGAACUAAAGGAGGCACGAGAAAUUUUGCACAAAAUAGAACGGCGGGAAUUAUACAAGUUUUUAGGAGAGACUCAACCUGAAACAAUGAUGGAAAUUGUAAAGAACAACAGCCUGGCAGAAAGUGUUGCUAAUUCCAAACCAGAAAAGAAUCCUCCAGAUGUGGAGCUAAAGGCUGAAGAUUUCAUAAUUGAUGUUUUCAAUAUGGAUUAUGGAAUGAAAGAACAGAAUCCCAUUGAUAACGUUCUCUUCUAUUGCAAGGCUGAUCCUUCCCAGGCGGUCAGGAUCGCUAAAGAGCAGGUUUCAAAGCUUUUACCCAUGACGUUUGCGGAGCAGGUUAUCCGGGCUUACUGCAAAAGUCAAGAUCCAGAUACUGUUUCAGCUGCAAAGCAGUAUUUUAUUCAGUGGUGUAUAAAUAACAAUUGCACCAAACCACAGGAUGGUGACGUGGUUGCCCCUCAUCUAACUCCAAUGAAGGAAAGCUGGAAUAACAUGAGAGGUGAUGAACGCAGGAUAGCUUCAGAACCCAGCUGCAAGCAAAGGCUUCCUUUUGAUAAGUAA
Tauraco erythrolophus (red-crested turaco) is the source of this 1591-nucleotide messenger RNA. The record is from RefSeq and is a predicted model, not a curated record. Lineage: Eukaryota; Metazoa; Chordata; Aves; Musophagiformes; Musophagidae.